UUUACUAAAUGGAUCAUCUUCAAAGGCAACUGGUCACAGAGAAUUUGAUUCAACCCUAAAAACAAAUGCACCCCACGCUUUAAAGAUUUUAAAACAAAUGCAAUUUCCUCUCUACUUCCCAACAUCUCUGAACUCUGUGUGAAUCUAUUACUUAAAAUUCCAGAAAGUGAAAAAGUUUGGAGGGUGUUGAACGGUUUUGCAAGGCGCUGUACAAACGUCUGUGUUGAAAACAUCUUGAGUGCAUUUUUAUCAGUAUUACAGGAAAUGCCAAAGAAGCCGCUGCUGAAGUAAGAUAUGUCACUGCCAAGGCCCAAUGUUUUCAUCCACAUACCAUUGUUUAAUUUUCUCUUUUUAUUUUUUUUAUUUUUGACUGGGAGGAGACAUGGUUUUAAAUAAUGUGGGGAAGUCUUUAAAGCAUUUCUGAGUAAUGUGAGGAAGUGUUUAAAGUAUUUUUAAAGUAAUGUUAGGAAGUCUUUAAGGCCAAAUGGGCUUAAACUGACUGACAGUAUAAAAAAGAUGAUUUGUCAUAAGCCGCUUCUGCAGCUGUGCAGUUUCAAAAGGGGCUAGAAGUUGUGUGUUUUGCUUCUGGACCUGAUUUCAUGUUGAAGCUGAACCCGGUGCAGCUGUGGACUGGAGUUUAUUCAGCUUUCUGUUGAAAAAGGCCUCAGACGAAUCAACACUCAGCCACUUAUAGAAACACUAAUUGGUUCAGAGCUCAGAUGAGACAUUUUCUUAAGGGACAUUCUGUGGAUGUGAGGAAUUGGUUCACUGCCUGUUCUUCUAGGUUUCUCUUCAUUUAUUUGAGGCAAUAACAUAAAAAUUUUGUUUUUUGCACACUACUAAGCAUGUUCAUUUUUCUCACUGAUGCUUUUGCUUCUGUCGUUUCGUAGUUGAGAUUUUGACUCGGUAUGUAAUUUAUUUAUCUACAGAUAUUUUGAGGACAUGAAUGAGUGUGAACUCAUGGCCUGGCUGGUUGAGUUUGGGAGAAAAAUGUGCCAUGUUGCCUAAUUUUAACUUUGAGAUGUACUUGCUGUACAAAUGGUGUUUUUGAAGGAGAAUAAAUCCUCCAGCCGCUCGCCGUAAUGCCUGCUUAGUAACCCGAUCGGGUUUGGGGUCAUGUUCAGGAAUGUCACUGAAAGAAAGCAGAAGGGAAAAGUACAGACACUCUUUUAAGGUCUUGCACCAAUCAGAACUUCUGAUCCGUUUUCAAUUGAUCUUUGACCAAUUUUAGCCAAUUCCAAUUUCCUCUAGAACUACUUAUAGCAGAAAUAAAUAUGUAAUUCCAUUUUCUUGGUGUAAUUGAAAAUCUACCUGUUUCCCCAACACAAUUAACUCAAACCAUUUCUCAUCACGUUAAACGUCUGAUAAAUAAGUGUCACAGAUGGUGAAUUGUCAUCCAGACUUGAGGGUAGCAAAAGAAAUCCUCUUCUUCAUCAUUUUGUCACCUCUGGUCUUGUUCUGUGUUCGGCCUCUGAAUGAUGACAUGGAGCUGAUCGAUGCUGCCGAUCGGUUCUCGGGGCCCUGAUUGGCUCAGUGGAGCCGAAGGACGCCGUGUCCUCUGCAGCGCUGGAGCUGAAGCUCUGACUGCCAGCUGGAGUCUGAAUGAAGAGCAGCGAACUGUGCAGCAGAGAAGAGCUUUUGCUUUCACAUUGCAGGUCCAACAGAUUGCAGAGUGCAGUGUAGCUCCCAUUGCGAUGGAGGACAGUGACCACCAGCCCUCCUCUUCAUCAGACGAGCAGGACUCUUGCCCGUCAUCGCCCAAUCAGAUCAGGCACCAUAAUGCUGCACAGCAUUUGAGCCAUUCAGACGACUCCGAAGUGGAGAACAUAAUGCACGACCCUCCGCAUCACGGAGGGAACGGCCAAAACCACGACGCUCACGAUGCCGACAGCCAAGACCGACCCGUCAGCCCGUCUCGUUUGCAGCCCCCCGCGCCGGGUCGAGCCCAGUCAGAUUCAGGUUCAGAUACCAGCUUGUCGCAGAGCAGAAGUGUGGAGUUUGACUUGACGUCUCCCAUCAGCCCCAACAGGCCGAGGAGCCCCUGGGCUCUGUUUGACCCCUACAGCAAUAAUGAGGACCCAGACAAGGAAUAUGUGGGCUUUGCAACGCUGCCAAACCAGGUGCACCGCAAAUCUGUCAAGAAAGGGUUUGACUUCACCCUCAUGGUGGCUGGCGAGUCUGGCCUGGGAAAGUCCACCCUGGUCAACAGCCUGUUUCUCACAGAUUUGUACAAAGAUAGGAAGCUGCUUAACGCAGAAGAGAGAAUCACACAGACGGUUGAAAUCACCAAACACACCGUGGACAUAGAGGAGAAAGGUGUGAAGCUGAAGCUCACCAUCGUGGACACCCCUGGAUUUGGUGACGCUGUCAACAACACUGAGUGCUGGAAGUCGGUGGCUGACUACAUCGACCAGCAGUUCGAGCAGUACUUCAGGGACGAGAGCGGCCUCAACCGCAAGAACAUCCAAGACAACCGCGUUCACUGCUGCCUUUACUUCAUUUCACCCUUCGGCCACGGCCUCCGGCCACUGGAUGUCGAAUUCAUGAAGGCUCUGCACGAGAAGGUCAACAUCGUACCCAUUCUGGCCAAAGCCGAUACGCUCACCCCGAGCGAGGUCAAGAAAAAGAAAAUCAAGAUCAGAGAGGAGAUCGAGCAGUACGGCAUCAAGAUCUAUCAGUUCCCGGACUGCGACUCCGAUGAAGAUGAAGAGUUUAAGCAACAAGACCUUGAGCUGAAGGAGUGCAUCCCUUUUGCAGUAAUUGGCAGCAACACGGUGGUGGAGGCCAAAGGGAAGCGGGUGAGGGGCCGCCUCUACCCCUGGGGCAUCGUGGAAGUGGAAAACGCCGCCCACUGUGACUUCAUCAAGCUGAGGAACAUGCUGGUCCGCACACACAUGCAGGACCUGAAGGACGUGACCCGGGAGACUCACUACGAGAACUACAGAGCCCAGUGCAUCCAGAGCAUGACCCGCAUGGUGGUCAAGGAGCGCAACCGCAAUAAGCUGACCAGGGAGAGCGGCACAGACUUCCCCAUCCCCACCGCCCCCGGAGCGUCGGACAGCGAGAAGGAAAAGCUCAUCCGAGAGAAAGACGAGGAGCUGCGGCGGAUGCAGGAGAUGCUGCAGCGGUAUCAGGACCACUUGAUCACCCAGAAGGACGGAUGUUAACGAAAGACUCGCCACAUUUAAAAAAAACAAAAACAAAACAGAGAGAGAAAACACCCAGACGUCCUUCAUCCCUCAACCCGAACACUUGAGAUCCUGGAUGUGUGUGUGUGUGUGUGUGGGUGUGUGUGUGUGUGUGUGUGUGUGUGUGUGUGUGUGUGUGGGUGGGUGUGUGUGUGUGUGUGUGUCUCCUCUCAGCUCAUCAAGCAUGCGACUCACCAGCCGGGUGAGGAGACGGUAAGACCUCAGAGACUCUCUGCUGAAUCUACCAAGCACCUGGUUACAUAUCAGAACUUUAACUCGGACCACAAAGGUUCAUGAGGUUCACGUCAAAGUGGCCACAUCACUUUCCUCUCGUCGUUUUCUCUGUCCUGCAUGUUUUCACUUUUUAUACGUCUCCCAUGUUUCUGUCUAAUCACACCCAGCCACACUCCGUCUCUUUAUAAUAUUGAUUUAGUCUCCUCUGCCACUCAUGUUAUUGGUUUCUUUUUUUUUAAUGUAUAUUUGUUGUUUGAGUGUCGACAUAUUUAAUUUUAUUCUCACCUCCAACGCCUCGCUUUGACACUUCACGGAUGGUUCCUGCGUCUUAGAGAUUUCACAUAUUUACUUACUGACAUGAAAUGUCAGCAAAUGGCUUCCACGGUUUAUUAGCAGUUCUGGUAAAGACGAGUACAAACAUAAUUGGGAUUGAUUUAUUGAUAGCUGUUCCAAUCAAAGGUAGGUGGAAACCUGAUGUUAGCAAUCAGAGUAUCUGUGGCGCUUCAAAGUAAAUAGAGACCCGGUGAAUUUAUUAAAUUAAUAAUGAAGUUUGAAGAUUUUUCUGAUUUUGUUCCGAGUCGUAUUGAGCCACUAAGACAAGAGGUGUUUUUAUUUUAAGGGUUUUUACACACCUGCAGCCGGGCUGCUGAUGAACGUGGAGGACGCUGUGAAUCACUGAUUUACUUUGCAGUUUAUCUGAAGUUGUUUUGCGUCGGCCCAGGAUUUAGAGCAUGAGGUGUGACGGUGCAUUUAUUUCUGCAUGCAGGUUUCUAACGACGAGCUCAGACUGCAGGUUUGCUUAAUAAACUUUGGUUUUUUGGGGGGAAAUGUCAGGAACAAUGUGGGUUUCUUAUGGUUUGAUUGGAUUUAGUGAUGUUUUCUUCCUUUAAGGUAACUCUUUAUUUUGGGGACUGUAAAUGUUAACACUCGUCCUUCAUUAUUAAAUUUGAAUUUAUCUUACAAAGCAUCAUUUUGGGUUUAAACGUUUUGACAUUCAUCUUGCUUUCGUCAGUAAUAUUAUAUUUCUGUUUUUUUUUAUUUGUUUUAUAUUAAACUUCUGUCACUUUGUUUCUUGGAAUAUAUUUAUGUAUUAAAUUUAUACGUUAAUUUUGGAGGGAAACAUGAAUUAUAAUGUAAUAACUUUAGUUAUAUUGUAAUAAAAUAUUUUGAAACUGUC
This is a messenger RNA of Poeciliopsis prolifica (blackstripe livebearer), 4599 nucleotides long. RefSeq names its product septin 4b (gene septin4b). Gene Ontology annotation, molecular function: GTP binding; molecular adaptor activity; GTPase activity. NCBI's taxonomy places the organism in Eukaryota, Metazoa, Chordata, Actinopteri, Cyprinodontiformes, Poeciliidae. Gene Ontology annotation, cellular component: synaptic vesicle; cell division site; septin ring. The record is from RefSeq and is a predicted model, not a curated record. Gene Ontology annotation, biological process: regulation of exocytosis; cytoskeleton-dependent cytokinesis.